GCUUAUCUCCUCUCGUCUCGUUCACUUCUGGGGCUAUUUAGCGAGGGCGGCGUCGAUGUCGACGACAACGUCUUCCUUCGCUGCUUCCAGGCCUUCCGCCCCCCUUUCCAAAAUCUUCGAUUCGGUGGUCUCCAGAUCGCUAAGUGUCGGAUCUUCCUUCUCGCCCUUCAACUCUCCGUUCCUGAGGCGUCACCUCCUCCGGAUCGGCACGGGCCGGGGCUCUGCGCUUGGAGCUAAGAUGGUGUCGGUUCCUUCAAUCGGUAAAUCCGUUCCCUUUCUGGACUUCGAGACCUCGGUGUUCAAGAAGGAGAAGAUCACCCUUGCUGGCAAUGACGAGUAUAUUGUUCGAGGUGGUAGAGAUCUAUUCCAUUUGUUGCCGGAUGCGUUCAAAGGGAUCAAGCAAAUUGGCGUGCUUGGAUGGGGGUCGCAGGGUCCUGCCCAAGCACAGAAUUUAAGAGAUUCACUUGUUGCAGCGAAUUCAGACAUUGUGGUUAAGAUUGGUCUAAGAAAAGGCUCUGCAUCUUUUGAUGAAGCACGUGCUGCUGGAUUCACUGAAGAAAAUGGAACCUUGGGUGACAUUUGGGAAACAGUUUCUAGCAGUGAUCUUUUAUUGUUGUUGAUUUCUGAUGCUGCACAGGCGGACAAUUAUGAGAAAAUUUUCUCUCACAUGAAACCAAACAGCAUCUUGGGUCUUUCUCAUGGUUUUCUUCUAGGGCAUCUGCAAUCCUUUGGUCUUGAUUUUCCAAAAAACAUCAGUGUGAUUGCAGUAUGCCCCAAGGGCAUGGGCCCAUCAGUGCGAAGACUGUAUGUCCAGGGGAAAGAGAUAAAUGGUGCCGGGAUCAAUUCCAGUUUUGCCGUACACCAGGAUGUUGAUGGAAGGGCUACAGAUGUUGCCCUUGGUUGGUCUGUUGCUCUUGGAUCCCCUUUUACCUUUGCUACCACAUUAGAGCAAGAGUAUAAGAGUGACAUUUUCGGGGAGCGCGGUAUAUUACUUGGUGCUGUGCAUGGAAUUGUGGAGUCUCUAUUCAGAAGGUACACUGAAAAUGGAAUGGAUGAAGAAUUGGCUUACAAAAACACUGUCGAGUGUAUCACAGGAGUCAUAUCAAAGACGAUCUCAACUAAGGGGAUGCUUGCUGUAUACAAUGCCCUCUCCGAUCAAGGGAAGAGAGAGUUCGAUGCUGCAUACAGUGCAUCAUAUUAUCCUUGCAUGGAUAUAUUGUACGAAUGCUACGAGGAUGUUGCCUGUGGAAGUGAAAUUCGCAGUGUUGUUUUAGCUGGUCGACGCUUUUAUGAAAAGGAGGGUCUCCCUGCUUUCCCUAUGGGGAAGAUAGAUCAAACAAGGAUGUGGAAAGUCGGCGAGAGAGUACGUGCUUCUCGUCCUGCGGGUGACUUGGGUCCUUUGUAUCCUUUUACAGCAGGAGUAUAUGUUGCAUUGAUGAUGGCACAGAUCGAGGUCUUGAGGAAGAAGGGCCAUUCCUAUUCUGAAAUUAUCAACGAGAGUGUCAUAGAGUCCGUUGAUUCACUCAACCCCUUUAUGCACGCCCGCGGGGUGUCAUUCAUGGUGGACAACUGUUCCACGACAGCUCGGUUGGGAUCGCGAAAAUGGGCUCCCCGCUUCGACUACAUCCUCACCCAGCAGGCCUUCGUGGAGGUGGAUAAGAACAGCUCUGUCAACCAGGAUCUGCUCAGCAACUUCUUGUCUGAUCCUGUCCAUGCUGCAAUUGACGUUUGUGCCCAGCUGAGGCCGACCGUCGACAUCUCUGUCCCUCCCGAUGCAGAUUUCGUACGCCCAGAAUUGCGUCUGGCGACCAAUUGAAACACAGAGCAGAGCAGUUUCGAUAGCAUGCUACAUUAUAUCUAGGAAAAGAGUCCUGAACUCUCAGAUACAUUUUGUUGCUUGACUUACUCAACUCCGAACUUGUAGCUGUUUUGAAGCGUUUCAGUGGACUGGUCAGUGCCAGUGUCGUCCAAUGAGUGUGUGUGUCUGCAGAUAUUUGCGUUUCUAUAAAUAAAUAAUAAAGUUAUAUUUAUUUA
This is a messenger RNA of Zingiber officinale, 2034 nucleotides long. RefSeq names its product ketol-acid reductoisomerase, chloroplastic-like. Gene Ontology annotation, molecular function: ketol-acid reductoisomerase activity. Gene Ontology annotation, biological process: L-valine biosynthetic process. The record is from RefSeq and is a predicted model, not a curated record. Lineage: Eukaryota; Viridiplantae; Streptophyta; Magnoliopsida; Zingiberales; Zingiberaceae. Bases 56 to 1816 code for a protein of 586 amino acids. Gene Ontology annotation, cellular component: mitochondrion; chloroplast. The transcript is spliced from 10 exons.